Hemibagrus wyckioides is the source of this 1980-nucleotide messenger RNA. It is a transcript of the gene mrm1, whose product is annotated as mitochondrial rRNA methyltransferase 1 homolog (S. cerevisiae). Bases 567 to 1739 code for a protein of 390 amino acids. Gene Ontology annotation, biological process: rRNA methylation. The transcript has 5 exons. Gene Ontology annotation, molecular function: RNA methyltransferase activity; RNA binding. NCBI's taxonomy places the organism in Eukaryota, Metazoa, Chordata, Actinopteri, Siluriformes, Bagridae. The record is from RefSeq and is a predicted model, not a curated record. Gene Ontology annotation, cellular component: mitochondrion.
UAGCCGGAAGUGUAUUGUGCGAAUGUGCGAAAAUGGCUCCAACGCGCUGUGUUUGUGUUUCUUAACACCGACCCCGGAUCAGCACUGAGUAAACGAGGCGCUAUCAGUGAGGCUUAAAGGCAAUGAUUAAAACUGAUCUCGGAACAGUGUACCGGAAGUUUUCUUAAACCAGCGUGCACAUGCUUGUAAUUUGCUUGUAGCUGUAUGAGAAGGGAGAUCCUAGCAAGGGAAGUGUGAAAUCUUAAACAUCGAUACCUGUCUCUUUAAAGUCUAUAAUACGAUUUCGACUGUAAUCUGAUUAUUAUGACGUUUUUAAUUGAAAGGUAAUGAUACCGAUACUGAAAGACAAAUAGAUAGAGAAUCACACUGGAGUUUGUUCAGAUGUGACAUUGAAGCUUGUGUAGAUGUAACAGUGGUGUAUUUGAAGAACAUUAGAGUUUGUGUAGAUGUAAGAUGUCACUAUAUUUUCAAGUGUGGAAUUUCUCUCUGCUACAUUGACCAGAGAAAGUAUUAGAGACUGUUAUAGGAGUAUUGUUGCAUCACUGUGAUUUUUGUCUUGCCUAAAAAUGUGGAGAACUGCCUGUAGAUUUUCAUCAGUUAUUAGAAAUAACACAAGUUUGGAGAUUUUAACAUUCCCUUUCUCAGACUGCAUACAGCAUGCACUGUAUCACAGCUCCAAAAAUUUCUUCUGCCCAAAAGACUCUGGUUCUAAAGUUUCUCAUCGGGUAAGACCCAGCCCUUUCAAGUCCUCAGGUCAUUUUUCCAGAAUCAUUCGUCCUUCGGCAAAGUCAUCAGGUCCUGACGGAGGGUCUGGAUCUGAGCGCAGAGUCUCCUCUGAACUCCAGAAGCUGAGCUUAGAGGACCUCAGAAGGCCAGAACCAGAACCUCAGAUGUUUCCUAAGAAAGGCAAGGAGAGGGUCACUACCAUUCGUCUCCAGAGAAAGAAUCGAAAUGAGAUGGUCUUCGGGGUGGCACCUUGUUUGCUAGCAUUGACACAGGGGAAACGGAAGCCCACUCAGCUUUACGUGAAGAGCAGCGAAGGACGUCAGAGGGAAUCCGUGGAGAAGGUUUGUGAGGAGGCAGUCAGGCGAGGCGUUCCCAUUAAGCACAUCACUAAGCGUGAGAUGGAGAAAAUGAUCGGUGGUGCGGUCCACCAGGGAUUGUGCCUUCAAGCCAGUCCAUUAAGUUUCCUCACCAAGGAGAAAGCCAGCAAUGGGCAGGGAAAUUGGCGCACUGGAAACCCCUGUCCACUGUGGCUCGUCUUGGACGGAGUGCAGGAUCCGAUGAACCUCGGCUCUGUUCUUCGCACUGCAUAUUUUCUUGGAGUGGACAGAGUAGCUAGUAGCAUUCGCAACAGCUGUCCGUUAACUCCGGUGGUGAGCAAAGCCAGCUCAGGAGUAAUGGAGAUCAUGGAUGUGUACGGCUAUGAGAACUUGGCUGACAUCAUAAAGACAAAAAUCAAACAAGGAUGGCAAGCAAUCGGCACAAUCAGCUCUGAAGAGAAGAGUCCUGGAGUGUCCAUUAUUCCGUGUUCUGACUUCAAGAUGUCCAAACCUACACUGCUGCUGAUGGGUGGCGAGGGUUUCGGGUUGUCUCCUGAGCUGCGGGAGCUGUGCGAUGUUUUCCUUACUGUUCCUCCCAGAAGUGAGCUUCACCCCGCUGUGGACUCGCUCAACGUCUCCGUAGCCACAGGCAUCCUCCUGCAUUCUCUUCUCUCAUCGUGUAGAACUGGCCAGUGAGGAUAAUGAUGAUGAUGGUUUAUUUACUUGCACUGCCUCCUUGUGGCACUUAAUGACUGGAUUAUUUCAUCAAUUAACCAUCAGCUAAUUGACCCUAGAGAACCCAUCGAUCAGAAAGCCGAGACUGGGGAGGAGUUCUCUGGACUGACAGUUGGAGUGCAUCCUACUCUGAGGAACGAGCCGAGCGGGGAAACGUCCAGGCGGAGAAAAAUGUCAGGAAUUGUAUGAGAUGUACAAAAUU